This is a messenger RNA of Plasmodium coatneyi, 654 nucleotides long. RefSeq lists its product as uncharacterized. Lineage: Eukaryota; Apicomplexa; Aconoidasida; Haemosporida; Plasmodiidae. Gene Ontology annotation, biological process: intermembrane lipid transfer; ceramide transport. Gene Ontology annotation, molecular function: ceramide 1-phosphate transfer activity; ceramide 1-phosphate binding. Gene Ontology annotation, cellular component: cytoplasm; cytosol; membrane. Bases 1 to 654 code for a protein of 217 amino acids. The record is from RefSeq and is a predicted model, not a curated record. The transcript has a single exon.
AUGAGUGACGAAAAUAGCGGCAUAUCGCUCAUAAAAAAAAUCGAAAAAAAAUCACUGGAAUGCAGAGAAGGCGACGAAAUCGUCGUGCUCAAAUUGUGCGAAUUGUGCAACUGCAUACACCCCAUAUAUAGGAAAAUAUUUGGCGAUGGUUUUAUAGCGGAUAUGUUAAUAAAAGACUUAAAAAAUUCGACCUCCAAAGUGCAAAAAGCUGUGGAAAAAAUCCCCGAGGAGGUUAAAUAUGUGUCCACCAUGUAUUCGCACAAUUUAAAAAAAUACCCAAAUUUGCAAAAGUUAAAAAGUGAUACAGAUAACGGAAUAGUCGAUUUCCUGUGGAUGAAGAGGACAAUCGAGUUUAUUGUAAUUUUUCUCGAAAAAUGUUAUGUGACAAAUUAUACGUCCAAAUUAAAUGUGUGUGCCAGAGACGCCUACGACCAAGUGUUGAAAGCUUAUCAUGGUUUCACAACAGGGAAAGUUGUCACCCUGGCGCUGAAGUUAUCACCUUCCAGGGAGACUCUAACUGAAAGGUUACAAUUCGAGUCGAACGAGCAAGCGAAGGCUCACCUGCAGGGGUGCCUCUCCAUAACGAAGCUGCUGAUAAGCGACAUUUCGAAGACGAUAGAGCAGAGCGGCUGCAACUUCGAGGACAAGGUUUAG